GGCCUACACUGGUUCGCGCUCCCCCAUACGAAAAGAGCAGCGGAGGAAAGAAGGGACCCGUGCACUGGGCCCCGCCCUCGUUGUUCAUCGAAAACAUCUCACCAAAAUGGAGCAUUUCUUCGAGUAAAGUCACUAAAGAUGAUUUGUUCUCUCAAUCUUGAUCAACUCACAAUAUGGCGACAAUGAGUGAGGAAUGGUUGCGACUGUCUAUCUGCAUCUGUCUGAAUGUAUUCUGUGUGCUAGCCGUACCCACUGCCCCAGCACCAUUUUCCCUUCGACUGACCCGUGGGCGUUAUGACAAUAGUGGCCUCGUACAGAUGUUUGAUGAUGGGGAAUGGGGAUUGCUGUGCAUGGAGAGCAAUGAGUGGAACCUGCAGGUCGCUUCAGUUAUCUGCCGUCAAUUAGGCUACCCAUCAGCACUGACAGCUACAAACUUUGAUGGCACAUUACCUGAGAGAUAUGUAGCAUUUUGGGUCUUUGACUUGUCUUGUACGGGCAGCGAGACAAGACUGAUGGAUUGUUCACGGACGACAGGACAACGCUCUGAAUGUGGUGACUACACUUACUUCCCAAGAGUAAAAGCAGCUGUACACUGUCAACUCAAUCCAGCAUUCUCUCUGCGGCUCACUGGUGGUUUCCAUGAUAACAGUGGUCUUGUAGAGGUUUACGAUGGCAACAAGUGGGGCAUCCUUUGCCUGUCCCGGGACCAGUGGAAUGAACGGGCAGGGUCUGUGGUUUGUCGGCAGCUAGGAUUCCCCAAGGCACUGACAGUGACAAGUUUCCAUGGCGACUAUUCAAGGGCUUAUGUAAUAAGCAGGGAGUUGUUGUGUGAAGGAACGGAAUCCAGGCUGAUUGAUUGUUCUUUUGAGUUGUCACAAACAUAUGGCUGUGACAGUGACCAUGUGAAAGCUGCUGGACAUGUGAUCUGUGUGCCAAAGCAAGUUUUAACUGGGGACGUUCAACAGCCAUACCCUUUGAGGUUGCUGGAGGUCGUAGAGGACAACUCAACAAGUACAGGUGUUGUUCAGCUUCAACCCUUUCCUUAUCUGUACAUCGAUCAGGAUUGGUCCAUCUGCAGUGAUGAAUCCUGGGAUAUCCAAGCAGCCAACGUAGUCUGUCAGGAGCUGGGCUUUCAUUAUGCCAUUGAGACAAGUGGAACCGACUACAUGGGCACCGGUGAUGAUUGGAGCGUCUUGGGAUCAGUGGAGUGCAUUGGCUUAGAGAAGCAUCUUCUGGAGUGUAGUCAUGUGAUCAUCAAGAGAAGUCAGUGUAAUGGUGGACUGGUUAGAGUCAAGUGUAGCAUAUCUCCCUCCCCUUACCCAGGACAAGUUGUUCGCCUUGUUGGAUCAGCUAAGCCUUAUGAAGGUCUGGUUCAAACCUACUACAAUGGUAACUGGUGGAACAUCUGUAUAUCAAGGUCAGGUGUGUGGUACGGUUACCGGUUUAUUAACAGAGCCUGUGAAUCACUGGGUUAUGAAUAUGGACAGCUACUACCCACCCUACGAUUCUCCGAGGAGUACAGUAAAAUCACAGAAGAUUCUCUCAGCAGUGAAGUGCUGUGUGACGAUUAUCUAUGCUACAUUGAAGAAAAGUACAUGCAUACGUACUACACAACCUGUGGAUAUUACGACAAGGCUGCCAUUUUUUGUCGGAACUACUCUUCAAGCGAAGAUUUUGUCUCAGAUGGAGUCAGAUUACGACUUACUGACGGUGACGGUUUGGCAUCUGGUCGUGUCGAAAUUUCCUACUAUGAUCCUGACAUUGGUUCUGAAUGGGUUACACUGUGUGUCCAGUCCGGCUUGGAUAUGGUGACAGCAACCUUACUUUGUCGUGAUUUUGGCUUUGAUGGUGCUGUAUCAACAGGUGUGAUGCCACUUCGAGGGAGAGCUGCUGAAGAGACUAAAAUUGUACAAUUCCGUAAGAAUUGGUGUAAAGGAGAUGAAGAGGGACUGAGAAGAUGUAGUUCGUUUGAAAUCUCUCAAGACUGCACCCAUGAUACAGAUGUCAGUGUCACCUGCAAUCCUGUUCCCUAUGUACAUGUAGAUCGUGAAAGCACAGGGUCAUCAGAUCCGUGGAUUCUACCUACGCUCCUAAUCUUGAUAUUUGUAGUCCUUGCGGUGGUGGUGUGCUGCAUCAUAACAGUAAAGGUUAAUGCAAAAUGUUGCCAAGGGGAUGAUGCUGGGAACCAUGCAAACAGCCACGAUCCUUAUCAGUUGGUUUCUGAUGGCACCACUCAACAAACAGGUGAAUCAGGUGGAGCAGCAGAGGUUGAAAUGUCUGCCACGGCACCCCCCGUCAGCCAGGAUGAAGGAGCCAACAACACUGAACAGGUUCAAGAAACCCAAGUAGUGUAAAUAUUCAAGAAUGAAUGGGCAGGCCUCCACCACAUUCAGGGGACAGUUUCUUUGGUUAACCACUCCUGCUGGNUGAUUCCGGAUCCGGACACGUAUGCUUUAUAUGCGUGGCUGGGGUCUCUGAACUUGGACAAAG
Acanthaster planci (crown-of-thorns starfish) is the source of this 2490-nucleotide messenger RNA. RefSeq names its product scavenger receptor cysteine-rich type 1 protein M130-like. Gene Ontology annotation, cellular component: membrane. Lineage: Eukaryota; Metazoa; Echinodermata; Asteroidea; Valvatida; Acanthasteridae. The record is from RefSeq and is a predicted model, not a curated record.